Arabidopsis thaliana (thale cress) is the source of this 5532-nucleotide messenger RNA. It is a transcript of the gene SECA2, whose product is annotated as Preprotein translocase SecA family protein. Gene Ontology annotation, biological process: protein import; protein targeting; protein transmembrane transport. NCBI's taxonomy places the organism in Eukaryota, Viridiplantae, Streptophyta, Magnoliopsida, Brassicales, Brassicaceae. The record is from RefSeq and is marked reviewed. Bases 78 to 5495 code for a protein of 1805 amino acids. Gene Ontology annotation, molecular function: chloroplast protein-transporting ATPase activity; ATP binding. The transcript is spliced from 36 exons. Gene Ontology annotation, cellular component: membrane; chloroplast membrane.
CUAAAUGUUGUUUUAGUUAAAGUCUAAAACGUCGUCGGAUUAACUCAGUUGUUCGUCGCAUCGAAUCAUCGGAGGUGAUGGAGGAACCGGAGUGUCCGGUGUGUCUACAGUCUUACGACGGCGAGUCUACUGUCCCGCGCGUACUCGCCUGCGGACACACGGCGUGCGAAGAAUGCUUAACAAAUCUACCCAAGAAGUUUCCGGACACAAUCCGAUGUCCUGCUUGCACCGUUCUCGUCAAGUUUCCACCUCAAGGACCAUCAGCUCUCCCCAAAAACAUUGAUCUUCUCAGAUUGUUCCCUUCGAUUUCGAAGCUUAAGCUGGAACCUGGCCGGAAUUUUGAAAAAGUCGUUGAAUUUGUCACUCGAUCAUGGUCCGACGACUUUUACGCCACUUGGAAGGAUCGGAUUCUAGUGCACGACGCCGUUUCCGUGGAAAUUAGGGAGAGUGAAAGUAGUGAUUUUGAUUCAUCUUCGCGUUUAUGUGGAAGUCUGAGGGAUGAUUCGAAGGUGAGUCUUUUACGGGUUGCUUCGUUCGAGCAUGGUGAUUGUGAUUCUGUCCUCAAGUAUAGUUAUGUCCAGAGGAUGAUGAGUUGUCUGUGGGGUAUGCGAGAGGAGGAAAGAGAUGAGCUUGAUGCGAUCAUCUCUGUUAAACAGAGAGGUGUUUCUAAAGUUUUUGGCUUGUGGGGUGAUUUGAAGAAUGGUGUUUUGUAUUUAGUGGGUGAAAAGCUCAUUGGAUUUUCGUUGGAGGAGUUUGAUAGCCUCGAAGAUGAGACUUUACGUUUAGGAAUAAUUGGUAUGCAAAUAUGUGAGGCACUACUUAAUUUGCAUAAGGAAGGGUUGAUCACAGGCUGUUUGAGUGUUUCUUGUGUGAAGUUUGACGAAUAUGAGAAUGCUUAUGUUGAUUUGAUUGAGUUGAUUGAAACUGGAAGGAAUGUGUAUCGAAUUAUCGCUGAAGAAACUAGCUCUUUGAGAAAACCAGUUGGUGCUUCGGAAAUGGGUUUGAUUUUUGUUGGGUUACAACAGAAGGGGAUUUUUAUUAGCUCAGAGGUGUUGUUUGAAUUUUUGAAAGAACAGAAUAUGUUAAUAAAAAAUACCAGCUCAAAAUCUUUUGUUUCACAUAACUCUGAUGUUUGGCCAGUGUGUUUUCUUCUCCUCAAGCUUCGUCUUGGAAAACGGUGUACCGAGGAGUUUAUUGAAAGUGUGAAUUGUGUGGAUGGAAAAGGCUGUGAAGAGGGUAUUGAGGAUAUCUUGGUGCUAUACACAGGUAUUACGGAGAAACUAAGUUUGGAAUCUGAACUCCAAGGGAAGUUUAAAUCGAUGGUUGAAAUUCUUCGUCAAUGUUGCUGUCUUGAUCCUCAGGCACGUCCCGUUUUGACUGAUCUAUGGAAAUGCAUCAGGGAGCUGGUCAUGAAACCUAGGUUCAAUUCUAUGAGUAGAUUGCAUAAGACGAUUUAUGGGAAAAGGAAACAGUUCUGUUUGGCUCAAAGUGAAUUAUGUCGCCUGGUAGAAGUGGAAUCCAAAGAAGUGGACAAAGAGUUGCCUGGAAUGAAAAUUGGCGAUGAAGCAGAGGAGGGUAAGGUUGACAUAGAUUUUCCGGGGAGAGUCUCAGAAGGAAAGGUGAGAUCUAAAGACAUGCGGGGACACCAAGACUCUGUCACAGGUUUAGCCGUUGGAGGUGGGUUUCUCUUCAGCUCUUCAUAUGAUAGAACUAUCCUUAUAUGGUCUCUGAAGGACUUCUCCCAUGUGCAUACAUUUAAAGGUCAUCAGGAUAAAGUAAUGGCCUUGAUACACAUCGAGGGAACAGAACCAGUAUGUGUUAGUGGCGAUGGUGGAGGAGGUAUCUUUGUAUGGAGCACUACUUUUCCUCUGGAAGAACAGCCGCUAAGAAAGUGGUAUGAGCCAAAAGACUGGCGAUAUACUGGCAUUCAUGCAUUGGCAUACUCAGAAUAUGGGCAUGUGUACACUGGCAGUGGAGAUAACACUAUCAAAGCUUGGUCACUGCAAGAUGGAAGCCUGCUUUGCACUAUGAGUGGUCAUAAAUCUGUAGUCUCAACGCUUGUUGUGGUAAAUGGAGUACUAUACAGUGGAAGUUGGGAUGGAACCGUUCGUUUGUGGAGUCUAAGUGACAACAGUUUGUUGACAGUGUUGGGGGAAGAGACUCCAGGUAUUGUAAGAUCUAUUCUGUCUCUAGCUGCAGACGAUCAAACUCUAGUUGCAGCUUAUCAAAACGGAGAUAUACAGAUAUGGAGGGAUGAUACAUUGAUGAAGUCAAUGAAAAUACAGAAUGGCGCAAUCCUCAGCAUUGCCGUGAAUGGUAAAUGGCUAUUCACUGGAGGUUGGGACAAAACCAUCAAUGUACAGGAAUUGUCAGGAGAUGAGAUAUCAGUAAACUGUGCUCACGUUGGUUCAAUCCCAGGUUCAUCAGUAAUCACAUCUUUGUUAUAUUGGGAAGGCAAGCUCUUUGCAGGGUUUGCAGAUAAAACCAUUAAGGGGAAUUUGGGUCGUUUGAAGAGGAAUGUACAAGAUUUUACGAGCAUGAAUUAUUGGGUUGUCCGGGACUACUACCGUCUGGUGGAAUCUGUCAAUUCCCUUGAACCACAGAUUCAAAGCCUUUCCGAUGAACAGGUUAAACUUAGUCUGAAAGCUAAAACUGCUGAAUUUCGAGAAAGAUUAGCACGAGGGGAGUCCCUAGCAGAUAUGCAAGCUGAGGCAUUUGCUGUUGUCCGUGAAGCUGCAAAGAGAACAAUUGGAAUGCGUCAUUUUGACGUGCAGAUAAUUGGUGGAGGAGUGCUUCAUGAUGGAUCCAUUGCGGAGAUGAAGACAGGUGAAGGGAAAACACUAGUUUCUACCUUAGCUGCAUAUCUUAAUGCAUUAACUGGUGAGGGCGUUCAUGUGGUUACUGUGAAUGAUUACCUGGCACAGCGUGAUGCUGAAUGGAUGGGUCGUGUUCACCGCUUCUUAGGCCUUUCAGUUGGUCUCAUUCAGAGAGGGAUGAAAGCUGAAGAGAGAAAAUUCAACUAUAGCUGUGAUAUAACAUACACCAAUAACUCGGAGCUUGGAUUUGAUUAUCUACGAGAUAACCUUACUUCAAACCGUGAACAACUUGUUAUGAGAUGGCCAAAACCAUUUCACUUUGCAAUAGUUGAUGAAGUGGACUCAGUCCUCAUUGAUGAAGGCAGAAAUCCUUUGCUAAUUAGUGGUGAGGCUAACGAAAAUGCCGCACGAUAUCCAGUUGCUGCUAAAGUGGCUGAACUUCUCGUAAAGGAUAGUCAUUACAAAGUUGAACUGAAAGAAAACUCAGUGGAACUCACAGAAGAAGGCAUAUCUCUUGCUGAAAUGGCUCUUGAGACGGGUGAUUUAUGGGACGAAAAUGAUCCAUGGGCAAGGUUUGUUAUGAAUGCUUUGAAAGCUAAAGAAUUUUACAAGCGGGAUGUCCAAUAUAUUGUGAGAGAUGGGAAAGCACUUAUAAUCAAUGAGUUGACUGGAAGAGUUGAAGACAAAAGGAGAUGGUCUGAAGGAGUUCACCAGGCUGUGGAGGCUAAAGAAGGUCUAGAAAUUCAGGCUGAUUCAAUUGUUGUGGCUCAAAUCACCUAUCAGUCGCUCUUUAAACUCUAUCCAAAGCUCUCCGGGAUGACUGGGACAGCAAAAACAGAAGAAAAAGAAUUUUUGAAAAUGUUUCAGAUACCUGUUAUUGAAGUUCCUACAAAUUUGUCAAAUAUUCGAAUCGAUCUACCAAUACAAGCUUUCGCGACUGCUCGGGGUAAAUGGGAACAUGUUCGUCGAGAAGUUGAAGAUAUGUUUGGACAAGGUCGACCUGUUUUAGUAGGAACAACAAGUGUAGAGAAUUCUGAAUAUUUAUCAGAACUGCUGAAAGAAUGGGGUAUACCUCACAAUGUCCUGAAUGCACGACCCAAGUAUGCUGCCAGGGAAGCUGAUUUUAUAGCCCAAGCAGGAAGAAAAUAUGCCAUCACCAUUUCCACAAAUAUGGCUGGUAGGGGUACUGACAUUAUUCUGGGAGGAAAUCCGAAGAUGCUUGCAAGGGAAAUCAUAGAAGAUAGCAUCCUUUCAUAUCUAACGAGUGAAGUUUUGGCUGAUAAUAUUGACGAUGAUGAGUUAUCACAGAAGGUAUUGUCAAAAAUAAAAGUAGGACCAUCGUCAUUAGCUUUGCUAGCCAGAGCUUCUCUUAUGGCAAAAUAUGUUGGCAAAAGUGAAAGUAAGAGCUGGACAAGGAAAAAAGCAAAGUCCGUGGUCACAGAAUCUUUGGAGAAAAGCCAGACCAUGGAUCCUAUGGAACUGCAGAAUCUUAUCAAUGAGCAGUCAGAGAUGUACCCAUUAGGCCCUGCUAUUGCUCUGGCUUAUCUGUCCGUCUUAAAGGACUGUGAGGCCCAUUGUCUGCAUGAAGGGUCUGAAGUGAAGAGGCUUGGAGGCCUUCAUGUGAUUGGGACUUCAUUGCAUGAGUCUCGGAGAAUUGAUAACCAGCUUCGUGGCAGAGCUGGAAGGCAAGGAGAUCCUGGAUCCACGCGGUUUAUGAUAAGCUUGCAAGAUGAGAUGUUUCAGAAGUUUAAUUUUGAUACUGAGUGGGCUGUGAGACUUAUAUCAAAGAUUACAAACGAUGAAGACUUACCAAUUGAAGGUGACACAAUAGUAAAACAGCUUCUAGCUCUCCAGAUCAACGCAGAGAAAUACUUCUUUGGCAUAAGAAAAAGCCUGGUCGAGUUUGACGAAGUGCUAGAGGUUCAAAGGAAGCAUGUCUAUGACUUAAGGCAACUGCUGUUGACGGGUGAAAACGAAAGUUGCUCUCAGCAUAUAUUCCAGUACAUGCAAGCUGUUGUAGAUGAAAUCGUUGUUGGGAAUUCUAAUCCGCAGAAGCAUCCAAGAUACUGGAGCUUGGCCAAGUUAUUGAAAGAGUUCAUGGCUAUUUCGGGAAACCUACUGGAUGAGUCAUUUUCUGGGAUCACAGAAGAGACCAUGUUACAGUCCCUUGAAAACCUGCAUGAGGGAAGUUCAAUAGAAAUGGAAGACUUGUCCCUUCCGCACCUGCCAAAACCUCCAAACGCUUUCAGAGGAAUUCGCAGGAAGAAUUCUUCACUAAGACGUUGGCUUGAUAUCUGCUCCGAUAAUUUGACGGGGAGUGGGAGUUACCGAACAUUGAUUAAUCUUCUCCGGAAGUUCCUAGGUGAUUAUCUGAUUGCUUCAUACUUAAAUGUUGUUCAAGAAUCUGGCUUUGAUGAUGGAUACAUAAAAGAAAUAGAGAGAGCAGUUCUUUUAAAGACGUUGGAUUGCUACUGGAGAGAUCAUCUUGUGAACAUGAAUAAACUAAGCUCAGCGGUGAAUGUCAGAAGUUUUGCGCAUAGAAACCCUCUAGAAGAAUAUAAAAUCGAUGGAUGUCGGUUUUUCAUCUCAAUGCUUAGCGCAACUAGAAGGCUAACCGUAGAAUCAAUCUUGCAGUACUGGUCAUCCCCGAUGGAAUCCCAAGAACUAUUCAUAUCAUAAGAUUGUAUACACACUGUAAUCAAUUUUAUUACCUGAG